UUCUGUUGUUCCAUUGUGUCCCUGACUGUCAGUGUGAGAUAUUAGUCAUUGACUUCUGUUGUUCCAUUGUCUCUCUGGCUGGUGGGAGAUCAGUCGUGUGUGAGUGUGUUUCUCCUCAAAUGGUCAGUGUGUCUAUGUUAUCACACCUGUGUGAGCAUCAGAGAUGGAAUUGGACAGUAAGCGCUACUCUCGGAUGGAGGAGGAUGGAGAACAACAUAAAGACACUGAGGCUGUGGGUGUGGCGAAUGACCAGUGCACUAUGGGUGAGGAGACGAGGUGUAAUGACAUCACAGUGAUAGAUUCUAACUCCACCCCCUUCCGGACCGCCCCUCUGAAGCACUGUUUAAAGACUCCGUCUGGACCUCUGGCAUAUCUCAUCACCACAGUGUGUCUGGGAGCGUUGUUGUUCGGGGUGGUCUGGUCCAUCGCUGAGAAGGAGUGUUAUCCAGGGGGGAAUCUGUUCGGCAUCAUCAUCUUGUUUCUCUGUGCUGUGUGUGGAGGAAAACUGGUCGGACUGAUCCAACUCCCCACACUGCCCCCCUUCCCCCCUUUACUUGGUAUGUUGCUGGCAGGUCUGGUGCUGCGUAACGUACCGUACGUAACUGAGGCGGUCUACAUUGAGCAGACCUGGUCAGCAGCUCUGAGGAACAUCGCUCUGGCCAUCAUACUGACCCGUGCUGGACUGGGCCUCAACCCUUCGGCUCUCCGCAGACUCAAGGCGGUGUGUGUGCGACUGGCAGUAGGACCGUGUACAGUGGAGGCAUCAACAGUAGCUGUGAUGUCUCACUUCCUGAUGGGCUUGCCCUGGGUCUGGGGAUUCAUACUGGGGUUUGUUCUGAGUGCUGUAUCCCCAGCAGUGGUGGUGCCCUCCAUGUUGUUACUCCAGAAGGAUGGCUACGGCGUUGAGAAGGGAAUCCCUACUCUGCUGAUGGCUGCUGGGAGUUUUGAUGACAUCCUGGCAAUCACAGGGUUCACCACCUGUCUGGGCGUGGCCUUCGCCUCAGGUUCUAGUUGGUAUAAUCUGGGUCGGGGGGUGCUGGAGGUGGGAGGAGGAACAAUCAUCGGAAUCAUUCUUGGAUUUUUCCUCCGUUUUUUCCCCAGCAGAGACCAGGAGGAUGUGGUAUUGAGGAGGAGUACGAUGUUGCUGGGUCUGUCUGUGUUUGCUGUGUUCGGAAGUAGAGUGGCUGGUUUCCCGGGAGCAGGAGGACUCUGUACUCUGGUCAUGGCCUUCCUAGCUGCACUGGGCUGGGGGGCAGAGAAGGGCCCAGUAGCAGCAGUGGUAGGGAGGUUCUGGGACAUCUUCCAGCCGUUACUGUUUGGACUGAUAGGAGCAGAAAUCACAGUAUCUACACUGGACCCCAACACAGUGGGUCUGGGUCUGGUCUGUAUCAGUGCAGGCCUGCUGGUUCGUGUUCUGGUAACUCUAUCUGUGGUUCUGUUUGCUGGUUUCACCCUGAGAGAGAAGCUCUUUAUCGCUUUGGCCUGGAUCCCCAAAGCCACUGUACAGGCAGCGAUAGGUUCUACAGCCUUGGACAUGGCCCGUGUGUCGGGGGAUGAGGUUCUGGUGAAGUACGGUCUGGAUGUUCUGACUGUGGCUGUUCUGGCCAUCCUCACUACAGCACCUCUAGGAGCCCUGGGGAUCGGCCUGGCAGGGCCCAGACUGCUGACCAGACACCCGGAGGACACACACGCAGACAGGAAAGAGGGCACUGAAGAGGACGCCCCAGAGUCUGUGUCGGGACCCGUGUCUAAAGGGGUGGAGCCAUGUGAGAGCAAGAUGUGAGCUCAGCCAAUCACCUUCCAGACAGCAGGGUCCAUUGGACCAGUCAUAAUUCAGAACAGACACUUUGACUGCAUUCCAAAUGGCUCCCCGUUACCCCGUGGUCCUGGUCUAAUGUAGUCCACUAUAUUAUAGAGAAUAGGGCUCUGGUCUAAUGUAGUCCACUAUAUUAUAGAGAAUAGGGCUCUGGUCUAAUGUAGUCCACUAUAUUAUAGAGAAUAGGGCUCUGGUCUAAUGUAGUCCACUAUAUUAUAGAGAAUAGGGCUCUGGUCUAAUGUAGUCCACUAUAUUAUAGAGAAUAGGGCCCUGGUCUAAUGUAGUCCACUAUAUUAUAGAGAAUAGGGCUCUGGUCUAAUGUAGUCCACUAUAUUAUAGAGAAUAGGGCUCUGGUCUAAUGUAGUCCACUAUAUUAU
Messenger RNA from Oncorhynchus keta (chum salmon), 2193 nucleotides. RefSeq names its product sodium/hydrogen exchanger 9B2-like. Gene Ontology annotation, molecular function: antiporter activity. Bases 164 to 1783 code for a protein of 539 amino acids. The transcript has 12 exons. Gene Ontology annotation, cellular component: membrane. The record is from RefSeq and is a predicted model, not a curated record. NCBI's taxonomy places the organism in Eukaryota, Metazoa, Chordata, Actinopteri, Salmoniformes, Salmonidae. Gene Ontology annotation, biological process: proton transmembrane transport.